Molecule: messenger RNA, 827 nt
Organism: Linderina pennispora
Lineage: Eukaryota; Fungi; Kickxellomycota; Kickxellomycetes; Kickxellales; Kickxellaceae
Exons: 1
Coding region: 142-789 (215 amino acids)
Biological process (GO): double-strand break repair via homologous recombination; positive regulation of transcription by RNA polymerase II; negative regulation of fatty acid biosynthetic process
Cellular component (GO): plasma membrane; BRCA1-BARD1 complex; BRCA1-A complex
Molecular function (GO): ubiquitin-protein transferase activity
Source: RefSeq, a predicted model, not a curated record
UAGAUUUGGCCUAUCCUGACCACUGGGGUCGGUGACGCACAGCUGCGCAAAUUAAAGCAAACGGCAAGACGUGCUGCCACACACCUGUCCUGGAACAUUAGGAUCCACAACCAGCCGUCGCUUCUUGGCAACGCUGUAACCAUGACACAGCACGCAGACAAGAAGGUGGACACAUACACGCAUGUGCUCACUGUGCCCAACAAGAACAACCGUGUUACGCGCACGUUCAAAUACCUCGUAGGGCUUGUCUCGGGUGCCUGGGUUGUAGACAUCAAGUGGCUCACAGACAGCAUAGAGGCACGCAAGCUGCUACCCGAAGCCAACUACAUGGUCCAAGGCGAUACCGCGACGGAGAGCUGCAGGCUGGACGGCCCGUACACGCCUGGCGCGUUGUUCAAUGGAUACCGGUUUUAUGUGUGGGGAGAGCUGGAUCUGGGCCCUGCAUAUCCGAAUGCCGAUGCCCUGAAGCUGAUCAGGGCUGCCGGUGGCGACAUCGUAGCCCACUGCCCCGCCGCCCAGCCCAGGGAGCACGGUGAGCCUGGGCCGCUGGUAGUGGCCGAGUCCUGCAAGCCAGUCAUCAAAGCCAUUCGCAGGCCAGACCACCGCAGGCUGUUUGCCAUCCCGGUGUCACGGGCCCUUCCUGCAAUCCUGAUAGAUAACAAGCACCUUGCCUCUGCCCGGAAAGCGGCCGAGGUGCUAGACAGCCUGAUCGAGGCCACUGGCGGCGGACUCGCGUGCCGGCCCAAAUCCUGGCUGCUUGACUGCAUCUCUGCCAACGAGCUCGUAUAAAGAGUUUUGUGUAUUUCAAGGUGUAAAAGGGGGUCUUC